Molecule: messenger RNA, 2154 nt
Organism: Saccostrea cuccullata (small rock oyster)
Lineage: Eukaryota; Metazoa; Mollusca; Bivalvia; Ostreida; Ostreidae
Product: xaa-Arg dipeptidase-like
Exons: 6
Coding region: 6-1208 (400 amino acids)
Molecular function (GO): dipeptidase activity
Source: RefSeq, a predicted model, not a curated record
GCAGCAUGGAAGAGGUCAAGAAAGCAGCGUGUGACUUCAUUGACAAAUAUGCCAGUGAGUUGCAUCAUCUAAGCAAAAGCAUCUGGGAGAAGCCUGAGUUGGCGUACAGGGAACAUCACGCACAUGACGUCAUAGCGGCAUAUCUCGACAAACACUAUUUUACUGUGGAGAAACACUACAAACUCGACACAGCAUUUCGUGCUGAAUUUUCGACCCCAAACUCUAAGGAUGGUCCCCGUGUGGCAGUACUAUGUGAAUAUGAUGCUUUGCCAGGGAUUGGUCAUGCUUGUGGUCACAAUCUUAUUGCAGAGGUGGGCGUGGCAGCUGGAAUUGCCAUAAAACAAGCAAUGACAACAUCUGGACAGGCCCUUUGUGGGCAGCUGUCAGUGAUAGGUACCCCGGCUGAGGAGGGUCGCUGUGGUAAACACGACUUGAUUACAGCGGGAGCCUUCACCUCAGUGGACGUGGCCAUGAUGGCUCACCCCUCACAGUACACACUGGCCCGUCCCAAGUAUACGUCCAUGAUUCCUGUGACUAUCAAGUUCAGUGGUCAGGCAGCCCAUUCAGCCUCUCACCCCUGGGAGGGCCUCAAUGCUCUGGACGCAGCGGUCAUGUGCUACAACAGUAUAUCGUGUCUCCGGCAGCAAAUGAAACCAACAUGGAGAGUUCACGGGGUAAUCCGUAAUGGAGGGGCGGAGCCUAACAUUAUACCCGAGGAAACGGAGAUGGAAUUUUUUCUGAGAACACCAUCAGAAGCUGAACUGGAAAUCCUCAAGAAGAAGGUGAUAGAUUGUAUCAAUGGUGCCGCUCUCUGUACCGGGUGUCAGGCAAGCUACACCUUUGCUGAGAAACAUUACCAGGCUCUACUGUCCAAUAACACAAUGGCUGAAUUAUUUGAGGAGAAUGGGAGACAACUGGGGAUUGAGUUUGACCAGAGGGAGGAGAUACGCACUAAGUUUGGUGGUUCUACAGACAUGGGCAAUGUCUCUCAUGUGGUGCCCAGUAUCCACCCCAAAUUCUACAUAGGAACCACCGUUAGUAAUCACUCCAAAGGGUUUACAACUGCAGCAGGAGCAGAUAUCGCCCAGAGUUACAGCCUGGCCGUGGCUAAAUCCUUGGCAAUGACGGCUAUAGACAUAAUGUCCAAACCAGGACUGAUGGCUAAAAUACAGGAGGAUUUCCAUAAAGACUUACAAAGUGUAUCCUAGUCUAACCAGUUACUGAGAAAGUAUGUGAAAUAGACAGUACCCCGAUAUUGUCUGAUUCUAUUUAUAUUAAACCAGAUUUUAUAACAUGAAAAAUACUAUAUAACUGAUAAAUCUUUUCACAAAAAAACGUCUUUGGUUUUUAGUAAAAUGUUUUUAUUAAAACGAUACAAUUAUUUUUAUAAAUGUUCUGCUAGUUUUAUAAAACAUUGAAAAAAAUUGUGAUGAUUUAUACAACAUGAUUUGAAUUUAAGAUUUAUUUAUAUAAAAGUGUAUGUAUAUUUGGACAAACAUGAGGAUACACUUACUGAUUUUAAAGAAUGUGAAAUGGUUAACUACAGUGUUGGUCUGAUUAAAAACCCAUUAAGUUAAAAAAAAUUAAUGAAUACCCAGAAACCAGUCUGUUGUUUUUUUUUAAUUUAAAAAAUCUGUUUUCAAAUUUGUAUUAUAAUUGUGUAAGAAUUUAUCCAUGUUGUUUUAACUAUCUUGUACCAAAAAGAACGAAAUGUACUAGCAAUGCAGAAGUAAAUUCAGUUUUACUUUUCUGUCAUCACAUGUUUCUAUAUAGGGAAGAUCAGAACUCAUUAUGGGUCAUCAACAUGUUUAUUUAAACUUUAAAAAUUCAGAAUGUGAGCGUGCAUGAUGGUUUGUUUCAAACUUGUGACUUUAAGAAUGAACAUAUAAAUAAGCUGAUCAGUUAGAUAACAUUGUGGAUGAUGCCUUAUCUCAUAGAUCUUUUUCUUUUUUUCAUCUAUUUAUAUUCCAAAUAUAGAUUAAAUUGUAAUAUCUCAAUAUGGCAUGGUAUGUUGGAGAUGGAUUGAUAAAAUGGCUUGUUGUCAGAUCUGAUUCUGCAUAUAUUCAUGAGAUUAUUCAAUAAGCUAUUUAUUCUACAAACAGAAGUAAUUGAUUUACGUUGAUUGUUAGUGAAUAAAAAAAACAAUGAAUUUGA